AUGGUUCACGCAGACAUCAUGACGCGUGGUGAGGCAGACUUCGAUCUGUAUAUGUACAACCCCUCUGCUACCGCUGGAUGGAUUUUUGUUGCUCUGUUUGGCAUCUGCACACUGGUACAUCUAUUCUAUAUCUUCAGCCUCCGAGCUUGGUUUUUCAUCCCAUUUGUCCUUGGCUGCAUUGGUAUGUCAUUCAUCGAGCUGCCCAAUCCAGUGAACCGAGCCCCCAUGGAACUAACUUCCAAUAUCGUAGGCGAGACUUUUGGUUAUUACGGCCGCGCAUGGUCCCACAACAAUAUUCGUGAUGGCACUCCCUACCUGAUACAAAUGAUGCUUAUUCUUGGAUCAGCUCCGUUGCUGGCAGCUAGUAUAUACAUGACUCUGGGUCGUUAUAUCCGCGCCCUUGACGCCGAACACCACGCCAUAAUCCGCACUCGAUGGCUUACAAAGAUUUACGUUGCGAUCGAUAUCAUAAGUUUCGUCUGUCAGAUCAUGGGAUCUGCCGCCCAAGCAAGUGGAAAUGCAGAGGGUAUGGAGACUGGCAUCCAUUUGGUCCUUGGUGGACUUGGAUUUCAAUUGGUUGCAUUUUUAUGUUUCAUUGCCAUGAGUGCAGUUUUGCAAAUACGGCUUCAAAGUUCUCCAACUGAACCCUCAGCAAGGUUCUUUGUAAGUUGGAAAAAUCAUAUGUGGGCUCUCUACCUUGUUAGUGUACUUGUUUUUGUUCGCAGCUUGUACCGAUUUAUCGAGUUUGCAGCAGGUGCUGGUACAAUAAUGGUGAACAGCGAGGUGUGUCUCUACCUUUUUGAUGCAUCUUUGUUCUUUUUGGUUGCUGUUUGCCUUGCAGUCGUUCAUCCUGCAAGUCUCAUCAAAUCUAUCGCUGUCAAGCAAGGCGAAAGACUGAUCAGAGAUUCGGAAUCUUACAUCCCAUUGCAUGGACGCAAUUAA
Penicillium hordei is the source of this 942-nucleotide messenger RNA. Its product is annotated as RTA1 domain-containing protein. Gene Ontology annotation, cellular component: membrane. The transcript has a single exon. Bases 1 to 942 code for a protein of 313 amino acids. The record is from RefSeq and is a predicted model, not a curated record. Lineage: Eukaryota; Fungi; Ascomycota; Eurotiomycetes; Eurotiales; Aspergillaceae.